Microthlaspi erraticum is the source of this 984-nucleotide messenger RNA. Lineage: Eukaryota; Viridiplantae; Streptophyta; Magnoliopsida; Brassicales; Brassicaceae. The record is from the annotation of a GenBank genome assembly.
AUGUCGGCGGUGCUCGCUUCCGGCGGAGGCUUAACUGCCGGAGAUCGCAGCAUUAUCACGGCGAUAAAUACCGGCGCGUCGAGUCUCUCUUUCGUCGGCUCAACAUUCAUCGUCCUCUGCUAUUGCCUCUUCAAAGAACUUCGCAAGUUCUCUUUCAAGCUCGUCUUCUACCUUGCUCUCUCUGAUAUGCUCUGCAGUUUCUUCUUAAUCGUUGGGGAUCCUUCAAAAGGGUUCAUUUGUUAUGCACAAGGCUACACCACACAUUUCUUCUGCGUAGCUUCGUUCUUGUGGACAACCACUAUUGCUUUCACUCUUCACCGCACUGUGGUUAAGCAUAAAACUGAUGUGGAGGAUUUGGAAGCCAUGUUUCACUUGUAUGUCUGGGGAACCUCCUUGGUUGUGACUGUGAUACGUUCUUUUGGUAACAACCACUCGCAUUUGGGGCCAUGGUGCUGGACCCAAACUGGUCUUAAGGGAAAGGCUGUUCAUUUCUUAACUUUCUAUGCUCCUCUUUGGGGUGCGAUUCUCUACAAUGGGUUUACAUACUUCCAAGUGAUACGAAUGCUAAGAAACGCUAGACGUAUGGCGGUUGGAAUGUCAGACCGAGUGGAUCAAUUUGAUAACAGAGCAGAGUUAAAGGUGUUGAAUCGAUGGGGAUACUAUCCGCUCAUUCUGAUAGGAUCAUGGGCGUUCGGUACUAUCAACCGCAUUCAUGAUUUCAUCGAGCCAGGCCAUAAGAUCUUCUGGCUCUCAGCUCUUGACGUUGGAACAGCUGCUCUAAUGGGAUUGUUCAAUUCAAUAGCAUAUGGUUUCAACAGCUCAGUGCGCCGAGCAAUUCAUGAGAGACUGGAACUAUUCUUGCCGGAACGGUUAUAUCGAUGGCUUCCGAGCAACUUCAGACUAAAGAACCACCAUCUGAUUAUGCACCAGCAACAACAACAGCGAAGCGAAAUGGUCUCACUCAAGACCGAGGAGCAGCAAUGA